CGACAAGCCGCGCGCCAAGCCGCCGGCGGGACUGGAGCCGCCGCGCUGGCGACAAUACAGCGACCCUGUCAACGUUGGUACUGGUCGUGGAGAUGGCCUCGUUCGUGACCGAAGUCCUAGCACAUUCAGGGAGGCUGGAGAAGGAGGAUCUGGGCACUCGGAUCAGCCGCCUGACCCGACAGGUGGAGGAGAUCAAGAGUGAGGUGUGCAGUAUGAUCAGCAAGAAGUACAGUGAAUUCUUGCCUAGCAUGCAAAGUGCACAAGACCUGGUUACCCAGGUGGAUAAACUAUCUGAUGACAUUGACCAGCUGAAGUCCCGGAUAGAGAGUGAGGUCCGCCGAGAUCUCCAUGUAUCAACUGCUGAAUUUACAGAAUUGAAGCAACAGUUGGAAAGAGAUUCAGUCAUCCUGAGUCUGCUGAAACAGCUCCAAGAGUUUUCUACUUCUAUUGAAGAAUAUAAUUGUGCAUUAGCAGAGAAGAAAUACGUCAGUGCUGCCCAGCAUCUGGAGGAGGCACAGAAAUGCUUGAAGUUAUUAAAAUCCAGAAAGUGCUUUGAUUUAAAAAUGUUGAAAUCUCUCAGCAUGGAGCUCACAAUUCAGAAACAGAACAUACUUUAUCACCUUGGAGAAGAGUGGCAGAAGCUGAUUGUAUGGAAGUUCCCACCAUCAAAAGACACCACCAACUUGGAAUCUUACCUACAAACAGAGCUUCAUUUGUGCACGGAACAGUCCCAGAAAGAUGAGAACACCCCUGUGCCACCCAUAAGUUCUGUUCUCCUGGCAUUUUCUGUUCUUGGGGAGCUACACACCAAGCUAAAAUCAUUUGGGAAGAUGCUGCUGAAACAUAUCCUUAAGCCCCUGGUAUCAUGUCCAUCCCUUCAUGCUAUGAUAGAGAGCCAGCCGAACGUGGUUAUCUUUCGCUUUGAAUCUGUGAUGACUGACUUGGAACAUCCAUCACCAUCUGAAGUUUUUGCAAAGAUCAAACUUGUACUGGAAGUGCUCCAGAAGCAGCUUCUAGAGUUGCCUCUUGAGGCUGAUGGAGAAAAGGAAAAACCAUCAAUGAUCGUCUUGUCCGAGAUGCUUGGUGACACGAUCUGGGAGGACUUGUCUGAGUGCCUCAUCAAAAACUGUCUGGUUUAUUCUAUCCCAACAAAUAGCAGCAAGUUGCAGCAGUAUGAAGAGAUCAUACAAUCCACUGAAGAGUUUGAAAAUGCCCUAAAGGAAAUGAGGUUUUUAAAAGGAGACACUACUGAUUUGCUGAAAUAUGCUCGCAACAUCAAUUCUCAUUUUGCUAAUAAGAAGUGCCAGGAUGUGAUUGUGGCAGCCAGAAACCUAAUGACCUCUGAAAUUCACAAUACUGUGAAGAUUACUCCUGAGUCUAAGAUCAGUGUGCCAGACUUCCCCAGUCCAGAGAAGGAUGACAAGCUGGUCGUACAGAAAGUGGCCAAAGCGCAUUGUGAUGAGGUGGGGAAUCUAGAGCCUGAAAAUACCCUAGACCAACAUUCCUUCUCUUUGCCAACAUGCCGCAUCAGUGAAUCUGUGAAACAACUAAUGGAACUUGCCUAUCAGACUUUAUUAGAAGCAACCACCGGCAGUGAUCAAUGUGCUGUUCAGCUUUUUUACUCAGUCAGGAAUAUCUUCCAUUUGUUCCAUGAUGUUGUACCAACAUACCACAAGGAGAACCUUCAAAAACUGCCGCAGUUGGCAGCCAUUCACCACAACAAUUGUAUGUAUAUUGCUCACCACUUGCUGACCCUUGGGCAUCAGUUCGCCUUCCGUCUUGCUCCCAUUCUUUGUGAUGGCACUACUACUUUUGUGGAUCUUGUACCUGGCUUCAGGAGACUCGGGACAGAAUGUUUUUUGGCUCAAAUGCGAGCACAGAAAGGAGAGCUUCUGGAAAGAUUAUCAAGUGCUAGGAAUUUUUUAAACAUGGACGACGAAGAGAAUUAUUCUGCAGCAAGCAAAGCAAUCCGGCAGGUACUGCACCAACUAAAGAGACUUGGAACUGUGUGGCAGGAUGUCCUGCCAGUGAAUAUAUAUUGCAAGGCUAUGGGGACUUUGCUCAAUACAGCAAUUUCUGAGAUCAUAGGCAGAAUCACUGCUCUAGAGGACAUCUCUACUGAAGAUGGUCAUAGAUUGUAUUCCUUAUGUAAAACAGUGAUGGAUGAAGGACCCCAAGUGUUUGCACCUCUAUCUGAAGAAAACAAGAACAAGAAAUACCAAGAAGAGGUUCCAGUCUAUGUGCCAAAAUGGAUGCCUUUCAAAGAACUGAUGAUACUGUUACAAGCUAGCCUACAAGAAAUUGCAGAUCGGUGGGCAGAUGGAAAAGGGCCCCUAGCAGCUGCAUUCUCCUCGAGUGAAGUAAAAGCUUUAAUCCGUUCCUUGUUCCAGAACACAGAAAGAAGAGCAGCUGCCCUUGCUAAGAUUAAGUAGCUCCAUCUGAGAAGUCCUGUCUCGACUAUGUGGAGUCCUCUCUUGGCACAAUUACUCCUUUAAAGACUUCUCAGAAUCACCCAUUGGUUUUGUUCAACCAAUAUAUCAUGGAAGUUUAAAUUUAUAGAAGAACACCUUACCUCCUGUCUGCAUGAGGCUUUAUUGAAGAACUGGAUGUUAAGAUGUGAAGUGAAGCACCUCAGUUUAUUGACUUUGUAGCCCCAUUCCACCAAUAAGAAAGUGUAGGACAGCAGUAAUUUAUGCUGCUCCCAGGGCCUUUUGGGAACUGUUCACCUUGUAAAUGUAGGACCUGGCCUUGGACUAAAGGACCCAGGAUGUUUCCAGAGUCAGGGACAAGAAUUUGUGAGCACAUGUGUGGUAUUUUUUGAGGGGAUAAGGAGCGUCUUAUUUGGCCUUGCAGGAAUCAAGGAGACUUCCUUUAAUAUUUCUGUCUAAUAAAUAAUGCUUUUCAGAGUUAA
Molecule: messenger RNA, 2911 nt
Organism: Chrysochloris asiatica (Cape golden mole)
Lineage: Eukaryota; Metazoa; Chordata; Mammalia; Afrosoricida; Chrysochloridae
Gene: ZW10
Product: zw10 kinetochore protein
Exons: 16
Coding region: 93-2432 (779 amino acids)
Biological process (GO): mitotic spindle assembly checkpoint signaling; mitotic cell cycle; endoplasmic reticulum to Golgi vesicle-mediated transport
Cellular component (GO): RZZ complex; nucleus; chromosome, centromeric region
Source: RefSeq, a predicted model, not a curated record